Orbicella faveolata is the source of this 649-nucleotide messenger RNA. RefSeq names its product protein disulfide-isomerase 2-like. The record is from RefSeq and is a predicted model, not a curated record. Gene Ontology annotation, biological process: response to endoplasmic reticulum stress; protein folding. NCBI's taxonomy places the organism in Eukaryota, Metazoa, Cnidaria, Anthozoa, Scleractinia, Merulinidae. Gene Ontology annotation, molecular function: protein disulfide isomerase activity. Gene Ontology annotation, cellular component: endoplasmic reticulum.
UUCGUCCUCUUUCGUCGUCGUCUUCCAAGUUGAACAGUCGAGCGUUUCGUUGUACACGGUCAAGAAUUCCACGAUGAAGAUUUAUCUCGCAUUAUUACUUAGCUUAGUGGCUUUCGCGUUUGGAGAAGACAUCAAAGAAGAAGAAGAUGUCUUAGUCUUAACCGAAGCUGUUUUUGAUCAAGCUAUCACAGACAAUGAGCAUAUUCUAGUCGAAUUUUAUGCCCCAUGGUGUGGACACUGCAAAGCUCUGGCCCCAGAAUAUGCGAAAGCUGCCAAAACUCUCAAAGAACAAGGCUCGGCCAUUAAGCUUGCAAAGGUUGACGCCACCGCAGAAACCAAACUUGGGCAGAAAUACGAAGUGCAAGGUUACCCUACAAUCAAGUUUUUCAGGGCAGGAAAAUCUGUAGAAUACUCAGGUGGCCGUACAGCUAGCGAAAUCAUCACUUGGUUGGAGAAAAAGACUGGUCCACCAGCCAAAGAACUGACAACUGCUGAUGAAAUCAAGGAAUUCACUANCCCCCCCCCCCCUUUAUUAAGAAGAUUUAAGAGUGUCUUUAAAACGUUUGGGUUGAUCACCACUGUACGAGAGUGCUUGUCCGAGGACAGCUCGACCGAACAACAGUUGCUUUGGGAUGAGUUCAUCUGGUAA